Harpegnathos saltator (Jerdon's jumping ant) is the source of this 10603-nucleotide messenger RNA. It is a transcript of the gene e(y)3, whose product is annotated as PHD finger protein enhancer of yellow 3. The record is from RefSeq and is a predicted model, not a curated record. Bases 662 to 10390 code for a protein of 3242 amino acids. Lineage: Eukaryota; Metazoa; Arthropoda; Insecta; Hymenoptera; Formicidae. The transcript is spliced from 10 exons.
AACAACCGGCCUUCAGUCCAACUUAUUGCAUUUUAUUAAUGCAUUAGUUUCGAAAGCGAACAAAUUUCUGACGUUUCAAUGUAAUACUUUUCUUGCACUAGUGUCGAAAGUUCGACUAAAAAGAACAAAUAUGUUCGUGAAAGACAAUAUAUAAAAUACGCGUAGAAAGUAGUGAGGAAGGAUAAAACAAAAAAAUGUAGAAGAAAGUUUGUGCGGCAUAUCGUCUUAUUUGGGAAUAUAAUAGGUUAGCCGCAACUAGGGGAAUUUCUUCUGCGUCAGUUAUGAUGCCGACUGGCGAUUUUAGAGAAAGAGAAAAGAGGCCGAAGUAGCGUUGAUUUGGUAAAGUAUAAUAUUUGAAAACUGUGCACUCGCCCGCGUAUCGAUCCCGUUUGCUACAAAGUUAGACGAUAUAUCUGGCUCCAGUUACAUCGCACAUACAUUUAUGCAAUCUGUGUAACAUUGUGAACUGGUAGACGCAAAUGGAGGACGACGUUGGUUAUGUCGGGUGAAAACAAAUAAACUAUCAAUGUAAACGGGAUGACUCUGUUGAGAUUCUCUUUGGAGAUCUAUUCGCAUGCACUGUUAGAAGGAGCAAUAUAAAUGUGUAACGGUAGUAGUGGCAGCGGUAGACAUAACGUCCCCCGCACAGAACUUCCAUACAAUGUCUGAGGAUUCUAAGAUGGGCCUAUUUGGCUCAAAAAAUAAAAGUCAGGAGCAGAGUGAGAAAUCUUCCAAAGAUAAUUCACCGAUGCGUUAUGUCCCUUACUGUAUUGACAGUGACACAGAGACAUAUGAUACUGAAGCACUGAGCGUCAUGGAUAUCAAUGACAUUAUUGGUGUACAGUCUGGCGAACAGGUUGGUGAUUCAACCUUAGAGAGCGAAAUUGCUGCACUUUCAGAGAUAAUUACGGAAUCCAAGGUGGAAUCAUCUCAACAAUCGACGAAUCCAACGAAGGAGACGCAAGAAAGUUCAUCUAAUGUACUUAGUUCUACCUCUGAUGUCAUUUGUGCAACAAAUAAUGAUAAUACUACAAGUAUUGUUGGUACUAACGAAUCCAAUAUUGUGUCUGAGGAACGUGCUGUAGAUAGCAAUCUUGAAAUUCGAGAAGACACAUUUAUUCAUACACAUGAAAAUAUGAUACAUAAAGAUUCAUCAUCGAUUACAAGUAAAAAUAUUUCCGAAAGUACUGAACUGGAUUCAGUUAAAUGUAGCGAAUCUUCUUCUGUAGAUACUAAAGACACAGUUGAUGAUGCACCUGUGGUUUGUACAUCGUCUUCCAAUGAUAAACCAUGUAUUGAGACUGAUUUAUCAAGUGCUGUAUUAGCUGAUACUGUUCAAGAAAUUGUCCAAAAUAAGCAACAAUCAAACGCGACUUCUUCCGUGAACUAUGAAGAAGAUAUAUUGAGGAAGAUGGAAAACAAAUCUGUCAAUGAUGAAACUGAAAGCCAAGACAAAGUGUUAGACUCCAAAAGUGAGGCAAAGCAUGUAGUGACAAUUGGUAGUAUUAGUAAAAGUUUGCAAUUAAUAGGAGAGGCAUACAUAUCAGAGGAUUCUGAAGAGACCAACAUACAUGACAAUGAUUCUCCAAAAGAUAUCACAUCCUUUUCUAUUUGUAAAGAAACUCCAUCAUUUAAUAUUUCUGCAAUAUGUCAUGAUAAGGAUAAUUCUGAAGUAACUGAUGCAACGAAACAAGAUAUAGAAAAAUCCAUUGAUUCAACUGAUGAUUCAACUAAUAUGGUUAUCCCAGAAAAAUGUAAUAUAAAAACAGAAGAUAUCAGUAAUAAAGAAACAAAAGAUCUGAGUGCAAAAAUUGGGGACCUGGAAAAUUCUAGUCAAAGUGAAACAUUACAACAGAACGACUUGGUCUUAAACGAAGUGCCAAAGUGUACUGAUAACGAGAUAUCAAGCAGUACACAUAAACAAAUAGAAAAUGACACAGAAAUAAAUAGAACGGCCACAAUUGAAGAAACAUCGUCGGAACCUCAAUCAUCCAAUGAGGCUUGUGCAGAAAUGCCGAAUAUAGAAACGUCUACUGCAUCGCCAAAGGAAACGCAAGAUAUCGAAGAGGAUCGAGAGGAUAAAGUUGAUAAUACCAAAUCAGAAUCAAAUAUGUCGACGCUUAUUCUUGAAACACAGGAGGAGAGUAUUUCCAUGGUUUCUAGUGAAAAUGAAUCAUCGGAUACUAAGGAGAUAAACGACAAUUAUGCUGUCACUGACAAUAACACGGAAGACCUUGUGGAAGAUAAAUCCAAAUGUGAAGAUAAAAAGGUCCUUUCAGAAUCUGCAAAUAGUAUUCAGAAUUCUACGCUAACUGAAGUAUCUGAUGAAAAAUCAUGUAUGUCAGAAUCGAUAUGUAAAAAUAGUCAGGAAUCCGACGCUGUCGUUGACAGCUCUCUAACAAUAGAAGAAAUUGCUUCAGCGGAAACGGCUAUCGCGACAGAUCUCGAGACGGCCACCGAUGACAAUCAGGACAAUGUAGACACAAACGUCGAAGCGAAAGAAAAGUUUAUGCUAACGAAUGACAGUGCAUCUAAGGUUGAGUCAAGUACAGUUAAGAACGAAUCAGACUCAAAGGAAAAUACGGUAUCAUUGACUCAUGAAGCUAUCGAAGAAAAUGAAGAGACUAUCGCCGUGGAGACGAGUAACGUGCAAUGUUCAAGUAACCAUUCAUUGGAUGAGCAAAGCUGUAUUACAAAUUCACACUCCUCGGAUCCAUUAACACAGAAUGACGCAGACGCAACACUUGCCGAUGUUAAUAUUUCUAAGGAUACGACAAUUUGCACGGAAGAAAAUGUCUGUACUGAAUCCUUGGUCUCGGUCAAAUGUACUGAACCUAUCGAACAGCUUCCACCUCUAUUAAAAACAUCUGAAGUCUGUGAAGUUAACGAUACGAUUACCUCUAAUAAAUCUGAUAGAUCUGAAAAAUCUGAUAAAUCUGAAAGUUUACCCGAAGAUCCUGCCCCUGUGUCUGUUGAAACGAGUGAUACAACUGAAGAUACAAAGAUACCGUUAGAAUGUGAAGCUGAGAAGAUAGAAGAUUUGAAACCGGAAAUAACGUCGUCAGUCGUGAACAAAGACGAAACAUCACCUGCGACAGAGAUAUCUUCUCCACAGCAAACUCCCGACCAGCCUGAAUUACACGCGCAGAGUGAAGAAAUUGAUUCGUACUCUGCACAAACGGAAAGUGAACCUAUUCAGAAAAAUGUUACUUCUCCCGACGUAUCAUCGGAAAAGGAUACUAAUCCGCCAUUAGCUGAUAAUUUAGUGGUUGCAGAAGAUAAAGUAUCGAGUCCUUUGGACAGUACAUCACAGGAAGAAGUUAAAACCGAAGAAAAUAUCGUAACUGAGAUUCCGUUGAAUGAGGAGAAAGCCGAAGAAACAGAGAUCUUUAUACCAAGCACAAGCGAAAAAAAGAUUGUAGAAGCCGAAGAACGUACUAAUGAAGAGGACAAAGAAGCAGGAAGAGAAGAAGUAAAAGCAGGAGAACAAGAAGAAGAAGAAGAAGAAGAAGCAGAAGCCGAAGUCGAAGCCGGAGUCGAAGCCGAAGUCGAAGCAGAAACAGAAGAAGAAAUUCUUGACACAAAUCUAUUUUUGGAAUCGAAAAUUCCAGCGUCUGAUAUCCAGAUGAUGAACACUCAAGAUGAGAAGAUCCAGGAGGAUAAAGAGACGCGCGAUGAAACCGCGAUAGUAGUCGAUAAGGAAUCGGAAAAAUUGAGCGAUGUCGAGGUAACUUCAAUAAUCGAGGAGAAGAAUACAGAAGCCAAGGAAUCUGCCAACGAUAAUUUAGGGGACGUGCAAUCAGACGACAUUAGCCUUUCUAUGUUGCAAGAAAGCUCAGAGAAGUCAAUCGAGGGAGAGUCAAUACAUGAUGAAGACACUAAUUCGAAGAAUGAUCUCAAAGAUCAUGAAAAUAUCUCGGAUAACGUCAGCGAUGUUGUGAAAAUUUUGCCCGAAUCAAUACAAUCCUCGAAAGAAGACGCGAUAGACACGUUAACAGGCAUGUUAAGCGAUGACAACGAGACGACUGACAUGAAGAGCAUAAUGGAGAUCGAAGAAAACGGAGCUGAAGUAAACUCGCUGCAGGAUUCGGCGGACUUGCCGUUGGAGGCGAAUAUCGAAAAGUUAGCUGAGAAACUGUCUCAAGAUACGGUAUGCAUGGACGAUUCGAUCGCUACGCAACAUAUGGACUCCCUGGAGGGACUCCUAGACCUUGAUCUGAUAUCUGGCAGUGAGAAUCCGUCGUUGAAGGACGCGAAGGCCGAGGACAAGGCUGCGGAGGAAGCAGUAAGUAAGGUAGUCGAUAUGGAUCUCUUAUUGGAUCAGACGAAUCAAAGCGAAACGAGCUUGUCGCAAAAUUCAGACUACAUAACGAAUGUAAUCACCAGCUGCUUGACGAGCAGAGACGACGAAGUGAACGAAGCGAUGGCCGAGCAGCCGGUUAACGACAAAGCCACCGAGAACGAAGCCAAUGAAUUGUUGAAGAUGAGCGAAGCUGCGAGCAGCACGAAGCCGGUGAGCGAGAACGCAGAUGACGAGAAGAUGGAGGAGCCUCUGAGGACAGUCUGUAAUCCGGAGCGAAGUGACUUGGACGCGGAGUUUGGAGACAACCGGCUGGAGUCAGUGGGCGACCUGGAGGAGGCCGAGAGCAAGCUGGAAUUGCCGCAGGAUAUGCUGCUGGAAGCCGUAGUGUCCCAAGAGAAUCUCGCCGACAUGCCGGCCGUCAUCGAGAAUUCACAGUCGAGCUCGGAGAUCUCCGAGCUGGAGUCCGCCGUGAAAUUCCUGCAGGAGUCCGAGGAGCAAACGAUAGACUCGCCGUUGGUGCUCUCGCCGAAGAUGGUGGAGAGCGUCGUCGAGGAUAUCGCGAAGCAGGCUGGCGCGGAGCUCUACGUGAUGCCUGACGAUGCGGAUAAUUACACGAACAGCGAAUCCGAGCUAGCAUCGCGCAUCUCCAUCUCCAUCUCAGAGGCUGAGAUUAUAUCGGAGGCUGCGAAGCUGGAGAACGAGCGGAAGUUCGCAACGCAGAUGCAAAACAUCCUCGCUGGCGACGCGACGCCAGGGAAGGAUGUCGGGAGAGUGGAGGAGGUGAACGAAGGAGUCGAAGAGAAUGAGAAGACAAAGAACCGGACGUGUUCAAAGUCUCCUGUCGAGCUCGCUCCCAUCAUGGCUGACUCUCCAAGUGUGCAAGCGACGGAUGACCCAUCCUCGCGCGAGAAGAAAGAAGAAGACACCAAGUCAGAUCUCAAGCCGUUGUCGAACGAAUGUAUCCUGAAGGCGUGUGAGCUGAUUCCGCGAGUAUCGAUAUUGGAAGAGCGGCUGAAGGAGCCGCCUAAGAUCGAGAUACCCGUCCCGGACUCCACUAAGGUGGAGUCCACCAUCAGUCCAAACGACAGUCUUCUCAUACCAAAGGACUCCAGCAGAGCCAUGAUGUACUCAAAGAUGCUGGAGUCGCCCAAGUCUGACAGGAGCACUGCUGCCGAGUCGAGAAGUGUGGAAACGCCGCGCAAGGAGUCCGAGAAGCACGACUUCGAGAACGUGGGCUCGCCGCGGAUCAUCCUGAAGAUCGCCAAGUCCGCGAUCGCGGAUUGCAGCGAGCCGCGGUCGCCGAAGAGCCCGAAGAUCCGUUCAGCCGCGAACUCGCCGAACCCGGAGGACAGUCCGGGCCAGAAACUGGGUAAGAUCAAGCUGAAGCUGUCAAAGGGUGGCCACCCCUCCAUAAUAUCGAAUGAGAAUCUGGAGGAGACGGGCCAAUGGCAUACCGACAGCACGUCCUCGUCCUUAUCUCCCAUCGGUAUGAAGAUCAAACUGUCGAAAAGCGGCGACGCGUCCAUCGUGGGUGCGACCACGGAGAAACACGAGAGCGGCAGCCUGGACGACUCGAAGGAGACGAGUAAAUACAAGUUCGAGGAGUCGAAGAGAACGGACUCGCCCAUCGGCAUGAAGAUCAAGCUCUCCAAGUCCGGUGAUUCGGCGUCGAUCGUGCAGCAAGACAGUUCCAAGGAGGUUCUCGCCAAGCACAAGGAUAAGCUGGACUUGCCGCAGGGCAGCCCGAAGAGAACGGAAUCACCGAUCGGCAUGAAGAUCAAGCUCUCCAAGAGCGGCGACGCUUCCAUCAUUCAGAGCGACUGGCAGGACAUAGCAGAGGAGCACAAGGAAGCAAAACGCACGGAUUCCCCGAUCGGCAUGAAGAUCAAGCUGUCGAAGACUGGCGACGCCUCCAUUGUGUCCCCCUCGGAACCCGGCGUGGAUGACACGAAGGAGUCGUCCACGAAGACAAAGGAGAAGCAGGACUUUGCCGAGCUGCCGAAAAGGACGGAGUCUCCGAUCGGCAUGAAGAUCAAGCUGACCAAGGGCAAAGGAGGCGCAGCGUCCAUCAUCUCCAUGGACACCGUCGAGGACACGAGGGACAAGCUGGAGGUGCCCGAGCCACCCAAGCGCACGGAGUCGCCGCUUGGUAUGAAGAUCAAGCUGUCGAAGAGCGGCGACGCGUCUAUCAUACACUCAGAAGUCUCGGACGACGUGAAGGAGACGAGGCACAGAGAGAAACUCGAGGCCGCCGCCGCGCAGGACAUGGCGAAGCCGACGGAGCCUACCGGGAUUAAAAUUAAGGUAACGAAGUCGGGUGAGACCUCAACGUCAACCAUAUUGUCGGAAGUAAUCGAGGAGAACGCGUCCCAGAGCUCCGAGGUCUCCCCCGUUGGCCUGAAGAUCAAGGUGUCCAAGUCGGGAGACUUGACGUCAGUGGUGAGCUGCUCAUCUAGUAGUAAGCUGGAGCAAGCGGAGGACUCAAGGCCGCGGGAAGCUCAGGCGGAGACGCCCAAGAGGACGGAAUCUCCACUUGGUAUGAAGAUCAAGCUGUCCAAGAGCGGCGACGCCUCCAUCGUGCAGAGCGAGACUGCCACGAGCUCUGCCGUCGGCGAAGACCAUCAAGGCAAGACGACGCGCGCGUCUGACGCGGAGCACGCCAAGAGCAGCGAUUCGCCGUUGCCAGCGAGUCUCGGCAUGAAGAUCAAGCUCUUCAAGACGGGCGACGCUUCGGUGGUGACCGAGCCUGAGACGGGUAGAAAGGAGAAGCAACAGAGACGCAGCAAGGACGUCUCGGACUCGCCGUUGGAGAUGAAGAUCAAGCUGUCCAAGACCGGUCAUCCCACUAUCGUCGCGUGCGACAGUCAUGAAACUCAAGGAUCUUCCGCGCACAAGGCCAGCAAGGAGGCUCCGGUUACCGGCUCGCCGGAUUCUGCGCUUGCGUCUUUCUCACACAGGUACGCGGAGCAUCACGUCGCUCACAGUAAGGAUCCUCCUUCCCCAUUGAAGAUCCUCAAGACCGGCGCCGGUGCCAGCCACUCGUCCAUCUUGCAAGGUGGUCGGUCUGAGCUCACUAUCGAACCCGUCACGCCGAUGCAGAUUCAGAAUAGAAAGGCGAUGGAGAGCGCGCUCGAGAUAUCGUCCAAGCGCAAGGACAUCACGAUCUCACCGGUCGACAGCAAGAAGUCUAAGCUGGAGGCGCAGCUGUCACAGAUGCUGCCGGAGGUCACCAUUCAGCCGGUGAUGUGUCGGGAUCAGCAGAAGCAGCAGCAGCAGCAACAACAGCAGCAGCAGCAGCAAUUGCUGUUCGACCCGAAGACCAGUCUGAUCAGCCGGCAGCAGAUGAAUGUGAUCAGCCAGGAGAUUAGUAUCACGCAGGUACGGCCGUCGAAGACGUCGGACUCGUCUUCCAUGAGCGACAAGCUGAAGGAUAUUCUGAGCAAGAACACGACCAACUCGCCGGGCGGGUCGGAUUGCGAGAUCAUCGAACACCGACCAGAGCUGAUAAUCGUCAACGAGAACUCCAACUCCAGCCAGGACGUCAUGAUCAUCGAAGAAGUCACGCCCAGCAGAAUGACCGAUAUCAAAGUGCCGAAGAAGCGGGGCAGACCUCGGAGAAAUCCACUGGUGCAACAGGUGAUACAUCCGCCCGCGCACCUACUGGUACCCAGAGACCCCCUGUCCCUGGACGAGAUCCAGCAGACUCCACCGGUCGAACACCGGGAGAACGAGAGACCCAAGAGGACGUGUAGGAGCCAGAAGAGUUACGCUCCGCCCAAGAGAGGCAGAGGACGAGGUCGCGGUAAACGAAAAUUGGAUAACGUGGACAUCCCGACCGGCAAGAAGCCUCGAAUAGAUCAGGACUUGUCGGCUAUAGAGGCAUCGACGAUGGCUGUCAUCACCAUCGACGAGACACCAGCGGCGGAAGAUUCGUUGCGAAAAUCAUCGGAGUUGUACAAGGCGCUGAAGCAACCGCCUAUAGAUACGAAAACCGCAGGUCCCACCACUGCUAAAGGGAAGAGGGAGGCUAAAGCCGCAGAAGCCGCCGCGAUCGCGAUGCAGUUGGAACCUACAAGAUCGCCGUGCGGCGUCACGCAGGAUAAUUCGGCGAAGCCGUCCACCAGCCGAGCGACUAUCAGCUCCGCGGCGUCGUUGGACUUGAAGGAUAGUGAGCAGCACAAAAGACCGGCCGCGGACGUAGUUUCCGAAAAGAUACAGAAGACCACGGCGAAACAGAAUGCCGAGAAUAAAGGUAGGACAUCGUCGGAUGGAUCGAGAGCAUCCGAGAUGAAGGAGAUACCUACGCCACCCGGACCCUCGAACUGGUUAACGCCGACGUCGAAGAAGCAAGCCGACGCAGUCAUCAGAGGCGGCGAAACGGUGUCGAUGGUGCAAGUGAUCGACGAGGAGACGAGAAUGAGCGCCGAGUCCGGCUCCAGGUCGCAAACACCAGCUAGGAAUAUAUCAGCACCUGCCUCAGAGACGAUCAUAAAUGAAGAAUCUCAAGGUAGUGUCCUGAGUACUGCUACGACGGAAUCCGAAAAGGUCAAAGUCAAGAAUCGAAGGAUGGAAAUCAAUUUCGAUCCCGACGAAGGACCUUUCACCGUCGACAAAAUAGCAGAAUACGAGUGGCCACUGGAUAAGAAAGGUGAAACCUUCAUGAUUCAGGAGCAGAUAUCCCAAUAUCUCGGUGUGAAAUCCUUCAAGCGUAAAUAUCCUGAUCUCAAGCGCAGGAUGGUCGACAUGGAAGAGAGGAAUUAUUUGAGGGAAAAUGUAUUGGUCAGUGAGGCAAUGUGCGACAUGGGAUUAACUGCGGUGUGCAGUUCAGAAGUGCUGGACGUGAUGUGCAGCGAUUUUCCGGAUCAGUACGAGGAGUAUCGCAAGCAUAUGCGCGAGAAACAGGUGAAGGAACAUUCCAAGAAGCAGAAGGAACUCACAGCUGCGGCGAACGCGGAGAGGAAUAGGAUAGAUCUCGCGGAAAUGGCGGUGCAGUCUGCGAUGACGUGGAACGCUAAUUUGAACAAAACUCGCAAGGAGAACCGCAAGUACUGCUUAGAUCUGCAGACCUUUACGAUUCAUGUGCCAAAGAAGCCACAAAAGAUCGACACGGAGCACAAAACGAGUCAUUACCCGGUCGCCUUGAUACCAGGCCAGUACACCGAUUAUUAUCGGGAAUAUACGUCAGCGGAAUUGAGAUAUUAUCCCCUCAAUACCGUCCUGUACGGACCAACGCGGCCUAACGAACGUAAACUCGACAGUCAAUCGGAAGGAUCUCAAAGCGACAGCGAUAGUGAAUCAUCUUCUGGCGACUCUAGUUCAUCAUCCAGCGAGGGCACACAGGAUACGGAAGGAUCUCAGUCGACUAUGGACGAUGUUGAUAUGGAGAUAGUCACUCAAAAAGACGACGUAAAGUUGAAGUGCAAGAUGUGUCUGAAAGUCCUGAAUAAACACAAUAAAACUGAAAUAUUAAUACAGUGCGGCACUUGUAAUGGAAACGUUCACCCAUCCUGUAUAGACUUGACUCUGGAUAUGGUCCCUCAUAUUCAAUCGUAUGCAUGGCAGUGUACCGAUUGUAAAACGUGCGCGCAAUGCCACGAUCCUGCGGAUGAGGACAAAAUGCUCUUCUGUGAUAUGUGCGAUCGAGGGUACCACAUCUAUUGCGUCGGUUUGCGACGUGUACCGCAAGGCAGGUGGCAUUGUCAGGAAUGUGCCGUGUGCGCAAAUUGCGGCUCGAGAGAGCCCGGUGGUGCUAAUUCCGACAGAAACAGCGUCGCGCAGUGGCAGCAUGAGUACAAGAAGGGCGAGAAGAAUACCCGAGUAUAUGUCUCUACACUCUGUAUACCGUGUUCGAAGCUGUGGCGAAAGGGUCGCUAUUGCCCACACUGCAGUCGCUGUCAUACCGCCCAAAGGCUCGACCUGGAACCGAAUCUAGUGCAUUGCAGCGCAUGCGACAAGUAUCUGCACUUAGAUUGCGUGGAGACCAAGGGAGUAGCGUUUGAUAAGAAAAAUUAUUUAUGUGAUUUCUGUGCACCGUCGAAUCGUCAGCAAGUGGCAAAGCCUAUGUCACCGAAGAUACUCAAAACGUGAACGUAAUAACACUAUGGAAAGACCGUUCAAAGCUGUAUAAUAACGAUAUUAGCGAAGUGUAAUUAUGUUAUAUUAAGCGGUAUAUAUAUUGCAUUUUUAUCCGACUAUCUUUGUAAAUGAGAGUGCACGUGAAAUGUUCUUCUCGAGUACUUUAUGUGAGUGCGUUAUGAUGUACAUAGUUACAAUAUCAAUAAUUUAACUAAAUUAACUCGA